This is a messenger RNA of Effrenium voratum, 560 nucleotides long. Lineage: Eukaryota; Dinophyceae; Suessiales; Symbiodiniaceae. The record is from the annotation of a GenBank genome assembly.
AGGAGCGAAUGCGAGAACGCUCCGAGUUCCAGACCAAGCUCGCCGAGUUCUUUCUUGAGGCCGACGUGGAUGGAUCGGGCUGUGUGUCGCGCGAUGAGUUCCAGGUCAUUCUGAAGGAUAAGAACGCCGCGUCUUUUCUGGACAGCCUCGACUUGCAGGUGUCCGAUGCUCACAGGUUGUUCGACCUAUUGGACGAUGGCUCUGGGCAGGUCACAUAUCAAGAGUUCCUGGAUGGGUGCAUGCGCCUCAAAGGGCAGGCGAGAAGUCAGGACGUGAUCAGUAUUCUGCAUGAGCAGACGAAGAUCAGCCGGCGGUGUUUGGACAUGCAGAAAUCCAUGGAACAGCUGCAGAAUCUCUUGGGCCAAGUACUUGUGGCCCGAAGCGAAACUGGCGCCGAUGCAGGUGUUACAUUCCGACGCCAGGACACGAACUUCUACGUGUAGCCUGUAGCCUUGCUCUCUGAGGCAGCCAUGUGCUGCCACGAGCACAGCGCUCACGGCGCUCUGAGCGGCCCCAGCUUUCCUUUCUUGCCACUGAUUUACGCCAUGGUCAAAAAGAGU